GAAGAAUCUGUCAGAAUCCACAAGUGAUGAAGAUUUGAAAACCAUUUUUGGUUAAUUUGGUCCAAUCACUUGUGCUGUGGUGAUGAGAGAACCAGACGGAAAAUCCAAGGGCUUUGGGUUCGUCAACUUUGAGAAUGCAGAUGAUGCUGCUAGAGCUGUGGAGUCUCUAAAUGGAAAGAAAUUUGAUGAUAAGGAGUGGUAUGUUGGGAAAGCUCAAAAGAAAUCUGAAAGGGAAAUUGAUCUGAAACUUCGAUUUGAGCAGUCAAUGAAAGAGGCAGCAGAUAAAUUUCAAGGAGCUAACUUGUAUGUUAAGAAUUUGGAUGACAGCAUAAGCGACGAAAAACUUAAAGAGCGUUUCUCUCAAUAUGGUACCAUAACAUCAUGCAUGGUCAUGAGAGAUCCUAGUGGAGUAAGUAAAGGAUCAGGGUUUGUUGCAUUUUCAACUCCAGAAGAAGCAUCCAGAGCUCUUGCGGAGAUGAAUGGCAAAAUGAUUGUCAGCAAACCUCUGUAUGUUGCACUAGCUCAAAGAAAGGAAGAUAGGAGAGCCAGGUUACAGGCUCAGUUUUCUCAAGUGCGACCCGUGGCAAUGACACCUUCAGCUGCUCCACGUAUGCCGAUAUACCCACCUGGUGGUCCAGGUGUUGGGCAGCAAAUAUUCUAUGGUCAAGGGCCUCUGACUAUGUUUCCUCAGCCUGGAUUUGGAUAUCAACAGCAGCUUGUCCCUGGUAUGAGGCCUGGUGGGGAUCCCAUACCAAAUUUCUUUGUGCCAGCGCUUCAGCAAGUCCAGCAGGGUCAGCAUCCUGGUGGUACAAGGUCUGGGACUGUGCAGCAAAGUCAGCAACCAGUUCCAUUAAUGCAGCAGCAGGUUGUUUCAACACUGCUUGGACUUUGUAAUAUCUUUGGUACAUUUGUUCGUAUGUUUUUAUUACUUCAUCUGAUAGGAGCCUUGGCCUCAGCCCUUGCAAAUGCGACUCCAGAUCAGCAAAGAACGAUGCUGGGAGAAAAUCUCUAUCCACUAGUUGAACAGCUGGAGCCUGAUGCAGCAGCUAAACUAACAGGAAUGCUUCUGGAGAUGGAUCAGACAGAGGUUUUGCACUUGCUGGAGUCACCAGAAGCCUUAAAAGCCAAAGUUGCUGAAGCAAUGGAGGUUCUGAGGACUGUUGCUCAGCAGCAGCAGACUGGUGCUGCUGCUGCUGCUGAUCAAUUGGCUUCAUUGUCUUGAAGUGACAACCUUGUGCCCUGAGGUCGACUACCUGCUAGAGUUUUCUGUCAUAGUGUGGCCUCCUUGAGUUUGAAUUAAGUGGCAUCGUUCGUAGUUGGUU
Hibiscus syriacus is the source of this 1322-nucleotide messenger RNA. RefSeq names its product polyadenylate-binding protein 8-like. The record is from RefSeq and is a predicted model, not a curated record. The coding region runs from base 83 to 1222 and encodes 379 amino acids. Gene Ontology annotation, molecular function: mRNA 3'-UTR binding; poly(U) RNA binding; poly(A) binding. Gene Ontology annotation, cellular component: ribonucleoprotein complex; cytosol; nucleus. Lineage: Eukaryota; Viridiplantae; Streptophyta; Magnoliopsida; Malvales; Malvaceae. The transcript is spliced from 6 exons.